AUAUCUGGAAUAUUCUGCAUAUUAUUUGUUUUAUUAUUAAUAAUAAUUUCAAUAUUAAGAUUUGUUUUGAUAAAAUUUAAUUUUAAUUUUUAAUUGUGUAAUAGAAAAUACAAUGAAUUUAGUGAUCAAAUUGUGUUUGAUUUUAAUAUUUUUAAUAAAUCUAAACUAUCGGUGCAGUGAUGGUGUUGAACGUCAAGCGGAGAUACUUAGAGGAGUUACUAUAAGAAACUGGCCAUACGCUGACCGGUUGAGCGGCAAAUACGAAGGCUAUGUGGUUGACCUGAUGAACGAAAUUGCAGAUAUUAUUGGCUUUGAAUAUAGACUCUACUUCUCGCCCGACGGUAAAUACGGUGUCAUUCAAGACAACCGCAUCAAUGGUAUGAUUGGUGAAGUCUAUAAUAAUAGAGCCGACUUUGCCAUCGCUGAUAUCACUGUAACUGAUCCUCGCAAACGAUUUGUUGAUUUUACCGAACCGUUUAUGGAGAACGACAUCGCAAUACUGGUAAACAAGAAGAAUGUCGGAAACAUACGUUCCUUCAAAGAUCUAUCCGAUUCAGACCUGGCUUACGGAACCUAUCGAUCGGGUAGUACUCACCACUUAUUCUCGCAAUCAACCGAUCCGGUGCUUCACAAGGUGUACAGUCAGAUGGAAAAACAUCCCGAUUGGAUGGCCAGUAAUGCCAAAGAGGGUGUCGAUAAAGUCAACUCAACAAAGUAUGCUUUCAUAGUUGAGGGCAGUUUUGCAGAGUUCCUAACUGGACUCUACUGUGACCUGACCUACAUUCAGGACAAAAAACAAUACUCUCCCCGACAGUACGCUAUAGCCAUGCAAAAAGACAGUCCGUAUACGGCUAGGUUUAAUUCAGCCAUCAAAAAACUCAAACAAAACGGCCGGUUAGCUCAGAUUAAAGCCCGAUAUUGGAAGGACAGGUGUGAGGAUGAGAGUAAAACAACCAAUAAUAAUGAUAAUAAUAGACAACUAAAAAAUGAUAACCUUGUAGCCCAACGACCCCCCAAAGGACCAGAAAUCAAAUUAGCUGACAGUUCUAGCUAUACUGUGUCCGGUACUGUCCACCGACCGGUGCUCAUAACAAGUGCCAAAGUUAUUGUUGCUUUUAUAUUGUUAAUGGCUGUGAUUGUCUAUUAAAAAAUUAUAUAUAUAUAUAAUUUUCAGCUGAUUUUUUAAUGUAUUUGUUUAUAUAUUAUCAGUUUUCACAGAUUACAACAAA
Molecule: messenger RNA, 1229 nt
Organism: Oppia nitens
Lineage: Eukaryota; Metazoa; Arthropoda; Arachnida; Sarcoptiformes; Oppiidae
Product: probable glutamate receptor
Exons: 3
Coding region: 113-1147 (344 amino acids)
Biological process (GO): synaptic transmission, glutamatergic; modulation of chemical synaptic transmission
Cellular component (GO): postsynaptic membrane; AMPA glutamate receptor complex; plasma membrane
Molecular function (GO): AMPA glutamate receptor activity; transmitter-gated monoatomic ion channel activity involved in regulation of postsynaptic membrane potential
Source: RefSeq, a predicted model, not a curated record